Messenger RNA from Pterocles gutturalis (yellow-throated sandgrouse), 1418 nucleotides. RefSeq names its product transmembrane and tetratricopeptide repeat containing 4 (gene TMTC4). Gene Ontology annotation, cellular component: endoplasmic reticulum. NCBI's taxonomy places the organism in Eukaryota, Metazoa, Chordata, Aves, Pterocliformes, Pteroclidae. Gene Ontology annotation, molecular function: mannosyltransferase activity; protein binding. The annotation marks the transcript as partial. Gene Ontology annotation, biological process: protein O-linked glycosylation via mannose; endoplasmic reticulum unfolded protein response. The transcript is spliced from 11 exons. The record is from RefSeq and is a predicted model, not a curated record.
AUAAGGAAGGACAUAAUUUUUCUAUAUUCUGGGUGCUGGUGAGUGUUAUCCUAGGUGCAGUAGCCAUGCUGUGCAAAGAACAAGGAAUUACAAUACUGGGUUUGAAUGCAGUGUUUGAUGCACUGGUAAUUAACAAGCUAAAUGUGUUGGAGCUUAUUCAAAAGUUACUACAUAAAGACAAGUCGUCGGAGAAUGCUGGGCUGUUAAAAAGGGGGCUGCUUUUCAGGAUAACUCUUCUGAUCUCUGGAGGGGCCAGUAUACUUUAUAUACGCUGGAGGAUUAUGGGCACAGGGCCACCGGCUUUCACUGAAGUAGACAACCCAGCUUCAUUUGCAGACAGUCUGUUUGUGAGAGCUAUAAACUAUAAUUACUACUAUUCAUUGAAUGCAUGGUUGCUGUUGUGUCCCUGGUGGCUGUGUUUUGAUUGGUCAAUGGGCUGCAUACCCCUCAUUAAAUCCGUCAGCGACUGGAGGAUAAUUGCACUAGCAGCACUUUGGUUCUGCCUAAUUGGUCUGAUAUGCCAAGCUCUGUGCUCAGAAGACAGCCAUAAGAGAAGAAUUCUUACACUGGGACUUGGAUUUCUUAUUAUCCCUUUUCUUCCUGCAAGUAACCUGUUCUUCCGAGUAGGAUUUGUUAUUGCAGAGAGAGUCAUCUACCUCCCCAGUAUCGGAUAUUGUAUUUUGUUUACAUAUGGAUUUAGUCUCUUGAGUAAGCAAGCCAAGAAAAAAAAAAAUCUUGCUGUGGCAGUACUUGGAAUCUUGUUGAUAAAUGUAAUGCGCUGUGCACUCCGCAGCAGUCAGUGGAGGUCAGAAGAACAGCUUUUUAGGAGUGCACUGUCCGUGUGCCCUCUGAAUGCAAAAGUGCACUAUAAUGUUGGCAAAAACCUGGCUGACAAAGGAAAUCAAAGUGCUGCAAUCAAAUACUACAGAGAAGCUGUAAGGUUGAAUCCUAAAUACGUACACGCCAUGAACAACCUUGGAAAUAUUCUGAAAGAAAGAAAUGAGCUCCAAGAAGCAGAGGAGUUGCUGUCCUUAGCUGUACAAAUACAACCUGAUUUUGCUGCUGCAUGGAUGAAUCUAGGAAUAGUACAGAACAGUUUAAGAAGGUUUGAAGAGGCAGAGCAAAGCUACUGGACAGCAAUUAAACACAGGAAAAAAUAUCCAGAUUGUUACUACAAUUUAGGGCGGUUGUAUGCAGAUUUGAAUCGCCAUAUAGAUGCAUUGAAUGCAUGGAGGAAUGCUACAGUUCUGAAACCAGAGCAUAGUUUGGCUUGGAACAAUAUGAUUAUACUGCUUGAUAACACAGGCAAUCUAGCUCAAGCAGAAGCAGUUGGAAGAGAGGCCCUGGAACUAAUACCUAAUGAUCAUUCCCUUAUGUUUUCAUUGGCAAACGUACUGGGGAAAUCGCAAAAAUAUAAG